CGGUUGCACCAGCAGCAGCAUCUCUUAGUGAGCAAGUGGAGAAGGGAAGGUUGCCAAGAGAUUAUUUAAAAGCCUGAGCCGAGGAAGAGGGGGAGGACACAGCUCCAUGCCUCGCUGGAUGCCGAGUGGACAAAGCUACUGAAGGGUCGAGUGGGAGCUGCAUACACGACUGUGUGGCCCCUGUACACGGCAGGGAGUGAGAGAGCACGUGGGCCACCCAAGCUGCAGCUGCUCCCGGGCCUUGCUGCAGAGGUGCAGCCAUCUCCUUGGCAACAGCAAGGAGACCUUCUUAGAGACGAGCCCCAGGAUGGGAAGCAGCACCUUUCCGGAUGCUGGCAAGGUAGUGAGGGCGUGUAGCUUCUUGCCUCCAAGGAUGGCCUCGCUCUGAUACAGGAUCCUUUCACCUCCUCCUGACAUAAAGCAGCCGAAGUUCACACCAAGGAGUAAAGGAGGGCAUGAUGUUCAUGUUUUGCAUCCCUUUCCUCUCCCCUCUUCCCCACCCUCUCUGAAGGGAAGCUACUACGGUGGAGAUGACAGCCUAAUUUCCUGUGGAAAAAGAAAUUUGUGGGAACAUCUGUCCUAACCUUAAACAGGGAGGGAGUCUCUACUCAUAACAGCCAUGGACUGCUUUUGUUCUACAGCCAAAGCUUUGGAGUUCCAAAAAAGCUGGGGUUUGGGGUUGUGGAUGCAGGAAAAGCCUAAAGGAACUGGAAGUCCAAUGCGGUACCACUAUCUGUAAUUGUUGAAUUACCACAACAAAGCGAGUCUCUGCAAUUUCCAGAGAACUCUUGACAGUGCCCUGUGGAAGCUUUGAGGAGCUGAACCUCUUGCCAUCUGCGACCUCUUCACUUAGAGUGUGCUCUAUGCUCUCUUUCUGCUGUUACAGAGACUGUGGACAGUGUACUGUCAGUACCAACCAGGCAGGUGGGCAGCCUCUCAAGGUGCAGCCGCCUUUGCCCCGGUGACCCUUCCCACCUCCCCUUUCCUCUCAUGCCCACCAUGAAGUUUUCCUUGCGCUUCUGGUUCCUGUCCACCGCUUUUCUGCUGGUUUUCAUCAUGUCCCUCCUCUUCACAUACUCCCACCACAGCAUCGCCUACCUGGACUCCAACGGGUUCAAUGACAUCCAUCGGGUGAAGUUGGUGCCGGGCUAUGCCGGCAUGCAGCGCCUCAGCAAGGAGGGGCUCUUUAUGAGGGGCUGCUCCUGCCACAGGUGCGUGGUAGAGCCAGCCAAUUCAGAGUGGUUUGACAGCCGCUAUGACAAGCGCAUAUCUCCGGUGUGGACCAAGGAGAACAUGGACUUACCGCUGGAUGUUCAGCAGUGGUGGAUGAUGUUACAGCCCCAGUUCAAGUCCCACAACCUUAAUGAAGUCUUGAACAAGCUUUUUCAGAUUGUCCCUGGAGAGAACCCAUACGGCUUCCGAGACUCCCAGAAGUGCCGACGUUGCGCCGUGGUGGGCAACUCUGGCAACUUGAGAGGCUCUGGCUACGGCAGGGAAAUCAAUGGCCAUGACUUCAUCAUGAGAAUGAACCAGGCCCCCACGGUGGGCUUUGAAGCAGAUGUUGGGAGCAGGACAACACAUCACUUCAUGUACCCAGAGAGCGCCAAAAACUUGCCAGCCAAUGUCAGCUUUGUUCUCGUGCCCUUCAAAGCUCUGGACCUGCUGUGGAUUGCAAGUGCCCUGUCGACGGGCCAGAUCCGAUUCACCUACGCACCUGUGAAGCCCUUCCUUCGGGUGGACAAAGAGAAGGUUCAAAUCUACAAUCCAGCUUUCUUCAAAUACAUCCAUGACCGAUGGACAGAACACCAUGGACGCUACCCGUCCACGGGAAUGCUGGUGCUUUUCUUUGCUUUACACGUUUGCGACGAGGUGAAUGUCUUUGGAUUUGGGGCAGACAGCCGUGGCAACUGGCAUCAUUACUGGGAGAACAAUCGCUAUGCCGGGGAGUUUCGGAAAACUGGUGUGCAUGAUGCCGAUUUUGAGGCCGGUAUCAUUGACAUGCUGGAGAAGACAAACAAGAUUGAUGUCUAUCGCGGCAACUGACCCCACCCCCCCAGGCGACAUCUUCCAGCUUAGCUUUGGGGUUGGCCUUCAGCGGAUGGGCCAGUUGUGAUAGCUUGCUUUCUCGGGGGGGAGGGGUGAGUUGGCUGCCGGAUCUCCUCCUCCCCCCCAGCCCAAUGAGAUGAACCCUGGGUUGUCUGCACCCGAAGAAGAAGACCCCGAGGAGCAAACUGGGAUAUUUUGUUCCUGAAAGCAAUCAUAGUGAGGGAGCUUAUCUUUAAAGAGAAUGAAAAAUGGAAUUUUUCUUUUUCCAAAUCUGAUGGAUUUACAAAUGAAUUGAGUUUUGCAAUCAAGCUGCGAGCUUCCAGCUCUCCCCCCCCCAAAUCAUGAAUUAAAACCAAAUGCUGCACUUUUUUGGUCUUUGAAUGAGGAUAAAAAGCAGGAACACACGAAGCAGCCAAAGAGGCGGGAGAGGAAGAUUAACCAGCUGUCAAUCAGGUUUUUCUCCUCUUUUCCCAAAGUCUCCAAGGGCUGCCAUUCAUUCUCCCUUUGCUGGCAUGCUUGAGCACAGACUAAUCACCAAGAGUGAGGCUUUUCUUUCUUUGGCCUUCUUGGAAGCUUCAACUAGGACUGCUAGAAGAAGCACUUAAAAUCUUGACAGACUUUUUUUUUUUUUUUAAAAAACACACACACAAUCAGCGUUCCUUUGAUAAAACGACAAUGGCUUCCCACUUUUGCCCAGGGAAUUUCUUUUGUAACAAUCAGGUUUAAAAUACAGAACAGAUUUGAUCAUAUCUGUGGUUAACAGUCGUGUGAACUUUCAGAAGAAACUUGCUUGCAAGAGUCAAGUAUUCUGCUCAUGGGAAGACUUUUUAUUUGGCUGUAGGGGAGAGAUGGGAGCGGAAGGACUCUGUCCUGGAUGAGCUGAGUGGCCAUAUGCGGGUAGCAAAGCUGGCCACCGGCAAUGAGGAAGAAGAGGGUGUCCAGCCUGGGACUGAAGAGGACACCACGCCAAAGGCACUGAAAUUGGUAGAUCCUGUGACUUUUGAACCCUUCUUCCAUUCCCACCCACUUUCAAGAUUGCCACCUUUCUGGGUUUGAGCGAGUGGGGGAUCCUUCUGUCUUGGCAAAUAAUUUCUUUGUGUUUAACCCAUAAUCAAAGCAGGGUUUAUUUUCCUCCUCUACCUCUACCUUCUUUUGCCCUGCGCUUUUGCUCAGAUUGUCCCUGGGCUGGUGAUAGGCAUGUAAUAAGGAAGGUGGGCUGGAGUAAGCUGCCUUCCAGUCGCUCAAAAGCCCCAAUUUGUGCCCAGCUGAAGAGCUAAUUCCCUCCUCAGAGACUUCGUGCAGUGGCGUGUCGGCUGAUAGGCACUAGCGAUUCUUCUUUGAACCACGUCAUGGCAUUUCUAUUUUGGCCCCUUCUUCCCUUUGCAUCGACAGCAGUCUCCAGCUCAUCUGCAUUUAUUUGGGGGGAGGGGGAGAUGAAUUUGUGGGUGAAGCUCCUUAUUUUCUACCCAGAGAAGAAAAGAGAGGAACACAGUUUGACUUAAGAAUGGGGGGAGGGCUUUGCUGUCCAGUGUGGACACAUGGUGGAACCCGAAAAAUAGAAAAAGGUUGGGUUAGGUGUGCUCUCUUCUUCCAGUUGCUGUUUUGUUUUUGUUUUUAAUUGAAGGGUAAGAGCCUGAAGAAUUCAAUGAAUCUUUUGAAGUGCAAUCAUGCCAAACAGUAUUAAAUAAGUAUUCCUUUUGUAAGAAAUGUAGCUGAAUUGAGAAGGCCUGGAGAAGCACAUCAUUGAUCCAGGAGGAAGCCCAUUGGCUUCCUGUUCCAAUAGGGACUCAAACCUCCUUUUUAAGAGUGUGUGUGCUAACCUUAUCCCCAAUUUUUAUCUUAGACCUCAUAUUUUGGGGCUUCUUUGGCAGCACUGAACUCUUCAGAGAUUAGGACCAUCCUGGUGGUUGGGCAAAGUCCUCCCACCUUGUUUUUUGGCCUCACCAUUAAGGCCAGAGCAAGAUGAUCCAGAUCUGUAAGAAUGUUUAAUUUUAAUGGAAAAAAAUGGAAAUAUUCUGCUAAUGCCUUUAAGGCAGUCUUGCAAAAAGGUUGCCAAGAAGCCAUCUGGGGAGGUUCAAGGUUGACCAGAGUAACCUUCCAGGCGGUCACACUGACACCCGGCAUCUCAGUUGCAGCUUCUUGUUGUAUUUACAGAACAACCAAGCCCUUCCUCGAGUUGCAUGAACAGGAAUGUUCUCAUGCUUCCUUUCCAUAAAUCAGGCAAAGAGACAGGCGCCUCUUUUCCUUACCUUUUUUUGCCAAUAAAUUUCCAAAAUGGGCUGUUUUGGGGCGUGGUAGGUGUUCAGGGGGCAAGCCAAUCCCAAGCAACAAAGAGUGCCUUGACUUGCGCUGUCUGCUACAUUCAGUUCUUGCACCGGACCUCGGAGUUGUUUGCUGCACAGGUGUCUCUGUGAGUUCCCCACACAUACACACACCUUGACUAUUUCGGCAGCUGCUCCUUUCUUGUUUUCUAUGUUGGGGGCAUUGGGGGUUUCUCUUUGUAAACGCAGGAGGUACUUGGGGUUGGCUGGCCAAGGUCUCCUGUACUGCCUUGUGAUAGUUUUAAGUUUACAGUCCUCAGAAGGAGAGAGGAGCUUCUGUUAAGCAGUCCCUGCCUGGCUUCUCAAUAGCAGAAGGGACAGGACAGUCAGGGAGUGAGCCACAGGAGACGUUCCAGACCAUUCAGUGUUGAGGCCAUGUGCACAGCGCAAGAUUCUCAUCUCUCGGUGUCUCCUGGAGCUGAAAACUCCCCCCCCCAUCUGCUCUCUUAUGCAAACGGUUUGUAAUUUCUCCUGUUGCACAGAGAGCCAGGCUCUGCCCUGCCACUUAAUCCUUGCUUGGAGCAUGCAGAAACAAAGGGCCGGUGGAGACAAGAUUGUGGGGAACGGGUGGGCGUAUUCACAAUAACUGCUGGAUUGUACUUGAGGAAACUUGUCUGCAGAGGCAACAGGCAAGAAUUGUGUAGGGGAGUUGAUUUGCUCCCCACCCCGUUCCAACACAGAGAAGAACCUGGAUUGCCAAGAAGAGAGCAUAAAAGGCUAGGGAGUCCUGUGGGCAUGCUUAGUUUGAUGUACCUGAGUGGUGCUUGGAAUCCCCCUGAACUAGUGUGGAGAGGUGAGGGGGUGGGGUGGGGACAAGCACAGCAUAGCAACCUCACCUGGGUGCUUUGAAGAGCAGGGAAGGCGGGGAAGUUAACUCUUCCAUCUCGUGCUUAUUGUCUCGAUGGGAAUUCCCUCCUAUUUGUAUCACUUCAUGGGGAGAGGGAGGCAAUAUACCCUUUUCCCCUCUGUGAAGCUGAUUGCACCUUGGAGCCAGACUUACAUCGACACAACAGCAUGAGCCUUAAAGGCUAACCUCUCUCCCCAACCUUCAAGACAUCCACGUGGGGCUACUCAUUCGUGUUGAGGAUUCCACAAGGAAUCCUAAGUGUGGCUCUCCUAGAUCCCGUCUUGAUUUAGCCAUCAGCUGCUUCCUGCUUACUGUGUGACACUUCCCCCCCCCUGCCACCACCCCUCCUCCCGAGAAAUGACAUGAUCCUGGUGAUGUCUGCACACUCCUGACACGGGGUGGGGGUGGGGUUGUACCACUGGAAACUUAAACUAGGCAACUCCUCCACUAACUGAGUAGGUCUUACCCAGCUUGCUUUGCUUCAGUGUUGUACGGAGAACAUCACUCAUCAGAGAAACAAAACGUAGGACCUAGGGAGGGAUAGCAGAAGGCGAGCUGCAGCCUCAAAGCAUAGCCAACAUGCCUGUAGGUCAGGAUGGAGUUGCAUCCCAGGCAAAGUACUGCAGUGUUUCCUGCCAGGCAAACCCCCACUGAGACCCCUUUUUCUCUUAGCUCUGAUUCUGUCUCCAGUCGGCCAUUCUGCUGGUUACAAGAGUUGUUUAGGACCUGCGGGAUGCGUCCUUCAGCUCUCUUUGGGCCUUGGGGCUGUAGCUAGGAUGAAAGAGCCCCUGGCGCUUGCCGGUAAACCCCAGUAUGGUUUUUCACGGCAAUCCAAAUGGCUGGCUGUGAAUUGAAUUGAGCUUGCCACUGUUGAGAGGUUUGGGUGUGACCAUGGUGUGGCCCAAGAAGAGUGAAGGCAGGCUCAUCUGGAGAGGGUAAUAUCCCGACUAACUGGCACCAGCUCUGGCAUUCUGGAAGAACUCCCUGCUGAAUGGUUGCAGCUGCUGUGUAGGCACCAGACAUUUGGGGUGGGGCGUUUAAAGGCUUUUGGAGCCUUAUAAAACCUGUGCAAGAGCUUGUCUCCCUGCCGCAGCUUGUCUGAAUGAAAGCCUUGCCCGUUGCCACUGCAUCUUGUUACUUCCAUAUUCAAAUCUCUUCUAAAUCAACAGUUUUAUAAGCUAAGGAAACCAUGGCUCCAAACUUUAAAAAAAAUCACUUUUAUUUUCCCUCGUCCUAUUUGCUUACUCUUCAGUACCAAUAUUACAUGCAACUGUGCUGCCUUCCAUUUUUGCAUUUUUUUUAAAGGAAAAAAAAUCACAUUACAGUUGGAAGAGACUGGAUUUAUUUUGUCUUCUGUUGUACAAAAUAAAAAUCUGU
Gekko japonicus is the source of this 6591-nucleotide messenger RNA. RefSeq names its product ST3 beta-galactoside alpha-2,3-sialyltransferase 2 (gene ST3GAL2). The transcript is spliced from 6 exons. The record is from RefSeq and is a predicted model, not a curated record. Bases 991 to 2043 code for a protein of 350 amino acids. Lineage: Eukaryota; Metazoa; Chordata; Lepidosauria; Squamata; Gekkonidae. Gene Ontology annotation, molecular function: beta-galactoside (CMP) alpha-2,3-sialyltransferase activity.